CUCAUUUUCAUACUCAUCCACUGCAAUUUCCUUCACAUUCUCCAGAGGUUAAAAUUCCCAAUUUCCUAAACUUUCUCAGUCGAAUCUCUCUUCGACAUGGCUCGUACGAAGCAGACAGCUCGCAAGUCCACCGGUGGUAAGGCACCACGUAAGCAGCUGGCGACGAAGGCUGCCCGUAAGUCUGCUCCGGCCACCGGUGGUGUGAAGAAGCCUCACAGGUUCCGUCCGGGGACGGUGGCGCUGAGGGAAAUUAGAAAGUACCAGAAGAGCACCGAGCUCCUCAUCCGAAAGCUUCCUUUUCAGAGGCUUGUGAGGGAAAUUGCACAGGACUUCAAGACUGACUUGAGGUUUCAGAGUAGCGCUGUUUCCGCGCUUCAAGAAGCCGCUGAAGCCUAUCUUGUGGGGUUGUUCGAGGACACCAACCUCUGCGCUAUUCAUGCCAAGAGGGUUACCAUUAUGCCUAAAGAUAUUCAACUCGCUCGUAGAAUUAGAGGCGAGAGGGCUUAAAGAGACUGUUAAAAUGUUUAGUGGGUAUGGUUAGGGUUCUGCCUUUGAAUGCUAUGGUUGGGAUUUGGCUUGGUUGUAAGAAUGGUGUAAUUGUUUCCGUCGAAUAUGAAAUGUGAAUCUAUUUUCUUUUGAAUGC
Vigna umbellata (rice bean) is the source of this 643-nucleotide messenger RNA. RefSeq names its product histone H3.2. The record is from RefSeq and is a predicted model, not a curated record. NCBI's taxonomy places the organism in Eukaryota, Viridiplantae, Streptophyta, Magnoliopsida, Fabales, Fabaceae. Gene Ontology annotation, molecular function: DNA binding; structural constituent of chromatin; protein heterodimerization activity. Gene Ontology annotation, cellular component: nucleosome.